CCCGCGCCUGCGCAGUGGGGGGGAGGGGGGAGGCGUCGGCGGCGCUUCUCCUCUCCUUUCCUCCCUUCAGGAGCUGUCAGUGCCUCUCGGGCCGCUCGCCUGGCAGGUCGCAUUCCCGGAGGCGCCUCCUGAGGAGACUGAGCGGCGACCGAGCCAGGAUGGAGAGCGGCGGGCGCGGGCAGAGGCCGCCUUUGCCGCCAUUGAGCAGACCCAAGCUUUGUCGUUGGAUUUUUCAAGACCAAAGGCUAGUGAAAAGAAAACUUUCUACAUAACAGUUUAGAAAAGUGACCAGUUACAUCAGAUUGAAGAUCCCCCCCCCCCAAAACUGUUUGUAACAGCUAAGUAGCUUCCUUUGGACCUUCAGUGAUCAUUAGGACAAUAUUUCUGAAACAGCAUGACUAAUUGUAAAGGAAGAUCUGUCAGCAAGAAAAUAAAUGAGAAAGCCUAUCAUGGAGAAGGAUUUGUAAAUUGGACAAUAAAUCUAAGUACAAUUCAGUCUGACAAGUUCUUGAACCUGCUGAUGAGCAUGGUUCCAAUUGUUUAUCACAAAAACCAGGAAGAGAGACAUAAAAAAGUGAAUGGUGUCUGGCAAGAUGGAUUACAGCCAACAGGACACGGUUUCAGCGUUAGGACUGAUCAACACAUGGAUUAUCAUCACUUUUCAGAAUCAAAUUUUCAUCAAGGUAGUAAUGGACAUAAUUCAUCAAGCUGUAGUCCAAAGUAUGAUAACUUUACAAGCUAUAAUUAUUCAGAUGGAAUUGACUUAUCAGAAACAGAUGCUAUGCUGCAGGACAACAGUGCAUCUAGUGAUGUUGAUGAAGAUACAAUUGUGGAAGGGAGCAGAAAACAGCCAAAAGAAUCUAGUAGUAUUAUGGCAUUGCAGAUACUAGUUCCAUUUCUGCUAGCAGGAUUUGGAACAGUGUCAGCUGGGAUGGUUCUAGAUAUAGUUCAGCAUUGGGAAGUGUUCAAAAAUAUAACCGAAGUUUUCAUCUUGGUUCCUGCACUACUGGGUUUAAAAGGUAACCUGGAAAUGACUUUGGCUUCCCGACUGUCAACAGCUGUAAAUGUUGGAAAAAUGGAUUCACCAAUUGAGAAGUGGAAUCUAAUAAUUGGUAAUCUGGCCUUAAAACAGGUGCAAGCAACAGUCGUUGGGUUUUUGGCAGCUGUGGCAGCGGUUAUAUUAGGCUGGAUUCCUGAGGGCAAAUACCACCUUGAUCACUCAGUCCUUUUGUGUUCUAGCAGUGUAGCAACAGCCUUCAUAGCAUCCCUUUUACAGGGAAUAAUAAUGGUUGGAGUUAUUGUUGGAUCUAAGAAGACAGGCAUAAAUCCUGACAAUGUUGCAACACCUAUUGCAGCAAGUUUUGGAGACCUUAUCACUCUUGCCAUACUUGCUUGGAUAAGUCAGGGUCUUUAUGAUUGCCUUGAGAAAUAUUAUUAUAUAUCUCCUUUAGUUGGUGCCUUUUUCUUGGCUCUGACUCCCAUGUGGAUUGUUAUUGCUGCUAAACAUCCAGCUACAAGAACUGUUCUCCAUUCAGGCUGGGAACCUGUUAUAACUGCUAUGGUCAUAAGCAGUAUUGGUGGCCUUAUUCUGGACACGACAGUAUCGGAUCCUAAUUUAGUUGGGAUUGUUGUUUACACUCCGGUAAUAAAUGGUAUUGGUGGCAAUCUUGUAGCAAUUCAAGCAAGCAGAAUUUCUACAUACUUACAUUUACAUAGUGUUCCUGGAGAAUUACCAGAGGAAGCAAAGGGGUGCUAUUACCCUUGCAGGACAUACUGUGGUACAGGAGUAAACAAUAAAUCAGCACAAGUUCUUCUACUUUUAGUGAUUCCUGGGCAUUUAAUUUUCUUGUACACUAUUCAUUUAAUGAAAAGCGGACAUACUUCUUUGACUCCAAUCUUCAUAGUUGUAUAUUUGUUCACAGCUCUCCUGCAGGUGUUUAUCUUGUUAUGGAUUGCUGACUGGAUGGUGCACCACUUUUGGAAAAAAGGAAAAGAUCCAGAUAGCUUUUCUAUCCCUUAUCUCACUGCACUUGGAGAUCUUCUUGGAACUGCCUUACUUGCAAUGAGUUUUCACUUUCUGUGGCUCAUUGGUGACAGAGACGGGGAUGUAGGAGACUAAUGCACCAGAUGCUCACAUUAACUGAUCAUGUUAGAUGAAGAUGAGAAACAGGAGACAACCACUUAAUAUAUUAUUUCCUCUGAAGAAUUUGAAGACGGUUUGUUGAAUUUGAUUAUGGUGCAAUCCUACACACAUCUACUCAAAAAUAAGUUUGACUGAUUUCAGUGGAACUUAUUCUCAGCUAAAAGUGUUUAGGAUUCUAGCCUCAUUGUAUUAUCACUGAUACUAAAAGGCCUUAACAUUUGUAAAUUAUGAAAUAUAGCUGGACAAAAGAUUUAAAUAUUUUUACACUACACAGGAGUGUAGUUGUUGCUUUCUCACUCCAUCCAUCUACAGAAGGGGAAAGGUUGAUCAGUCUUGUACCAAGAAACAAAGCCCAGGUAUGUAGUUGAGGGGCAGUAAAUAACAAAGUGAUAUGAUUUAAUCAUGUUUUUAUCUGUCUAUCAUAGACCAGUGUAUGUUUCUGCAGGCAGCCUGGCUGCAUUUCAACUCACACAAUGUAAUGGGUGCAUAAAAUCUGUUUCUAUUUUAUAGUUAAGUUUUCUGGAUUUGGGAACAUUUUGCUUAAUAGUAGCCAAAGCUUUCUGCAUGUAAUUUUUCCCUCAAAAAGAGACAUUCCAUACAGAUAUUCUAUUCAGUACUCCCUUUUACUUGCUGCAGAAACAGCAUAAAAGAACUUCUGUUCUCCACAAAAAAUGGAAGGAUGUUUACAAUAGAGAUAAUACAGUUUGACCAUGCAUGGAAUUUAAUGAAGUUGUAUUAAUAACUGCAUUUCAAAAGGCAUAUUAACACUGUUUUAAAAUGUUCAGUUAUGAACUUUGCAAUUUAUUGUAAAGAGAAGUAUAAGUUCUACAGGGAAUGAAGGCUACCUAGAAUACACAGGGGAUAAGUGUGGGGAAAUAGAUUUUGAUAUGUAGUUAUGAGGGUUCUUAAAGACAAAACAAAGAGAUAACACCAUAUUAUAUUUUUAAGAAAUGCUGUUGAAGAAAAGGAGCCAUUAUAACCAGUAACAAUGCUGUGCAGAUAUAUACAAAUAGUGGUUAUUACUACUGUGUAGGUGCCACCCUGCAGCAGUUGGGCAUUUAAGGGCUUUUCCAAAUUCAAUUUAUUGUGAAAUAACAAUGCUGUUUCUUCUCUAGUGUUCUGAAGGAUUCUGGCAUCGUUUCAGAAAUAACGUUGUUGUAAGAAAAUCACAUUUUCUCGGUGCUUGAACCAGAAAAUGUCCUGCUAAUAAAACGUCAUUUCCUAGG
Molecule: messenger RNA, 3369 nt
Organism: Anolis carolinensis (green anole)
Lineage: Eukaryota; Metazoa; Chordata; Lepidosauria; Squamata; Anolidae
Gene: slc41a2
Product: solute carrier family 41 member 2
Exons: 11
Coding region: 395-2119 (574 amino acids)
Biological process (GO): monoatomic cation transport
Cellular component (GO): plasma membrane
Molecular function (GO): monoatomic cation transmembrane transporter activity
Source: RefSeq, a predicted model, not a curated record